GAGGAGGAGGAGGAGGGAGGGGGGCGGGAGAGAUUAGUUUGGGAAGUAGCACGGAUUGCUCAUCCGAUCCGUGCAGCCGCAGGGAGUGUGUCAAGUUACAGAGGCGCCGGAAUCGGCCCCAGCGCUCCUCGCCAGCCGCCACUACCCACCUCUGCCCAUGGGGCCCUCCAUGUGCGCCCCUUCGCCCGGGGACUGAAACUGGCUGGCCCGGGAGACACGAGGUGCCCAGGAGGACUGACAGCGCGGCACCAACUGCUCUGCAGACUCUUGAAGGGAAAGACUGGGCGGAGAGAAGGAGAGCCGGUCAGAUUCCCCUAACUUUCCUGGACUUGGAACGUUCUUCGAAAUAACUUUUUUUCUCACCUAGGUGUACCCCAAUUACCGCUGGUUGUGCUUUUUCGGCCCUUCCCCUCCUACUGCUAAUUUUUCCGUCCUCUUUGCCGGGAGCAACGGAAAGGGACGUUUUCCAGCGAUACAAGCCCUUUCCCCCUUGCCCCGCAGUUUGGAUACAGCCUUUUGGCAGCAGCUGUCGCCUUUAUUUAUUCUAUUUAUUUAUUUAUUGGUUCUCAAGACGUGAGAGGAUGGUAGCGGAGAGCACCCACAAAGCGGCAGCCACUGGUGCCUGCGGCCCUAGGGAGUUGGGCGCGCCCGGGACGGUGGCUCUGGCGGCGGCGCGGGCGGAGCGCGGCGCACGGCUGCCGAGUCCAGGGUCGUGCGGGCUGCUGGCGCUGGCCCUCUGCUCGCUGGCACUCAGCCUGCUCGCCCACUUUCGGACGGCGGAGCUGCAGGCCCGGGUGCUGCGCCUGGAAGCGGAGCGCGGGGAGCAGCAAAUGGAGACGGCUAUUUUGGGACGAGUGAACCAACUGCUGGACGAGAAAUGGAAGCUCCACUCAAGGAGGCGCCGGGAGGCCCCAAAGACAUCUCCAGGAUGUAACUGCCCGCCAGGACCUCCUGGUCCCACUGGAAGACCUGGACUCCCAGGGGACAAAGGUGCCAUUGGGAUGCCUGGACGUGUGGGAGUAAAGGGCCAACCAGGAGAGAAGGGGUCCCCCGGAGAUGCUGGGCUGUCCAUCAUCGGCCCCCGAGGCCCCCCUGGUCAACCAGGCACUCGAGGUUUUCCUGGAUUUCCGGGUCCCAUUGGGCUGGAUGGCAAACCGGGCCACCCAGGACCAAAGGGCGACAUGGGUCUGACGGGUCCCCCAGGACAGCCGGGACCUCAGGGACAAAAAGGAGAAAAGGGUCAGUGUGGAGAGUACCCACACCGGCUGCUGCCUCUCCUCAAUUCAGUGCGACUGGCUCCACCCCCGGUCAUAAAAAGGCGGACAUUCCAGGGUGAACAGAGCCAAGCCAGCAUCCAAGGUCCACCAGGGCCCCCAGGCCCCCCUGGACCAAGUGGACCUCUGGGGCACCCAGGACUGCCAGGACCCAUGGGGCCACCCGGCUUACCUGGGCCUCCUGGACCAAAGGGAGACCCAGGGAUCCAGGGCUACCACGGCCGGAAGGGAGAACGGGGCAUGCCAGGGAUGCCCGGCAAGCAUGGAGCCAAGGGCACUCCUGGAAUUGCCGUGGCUGGGAUGAAGGGCGAGCCAGGGAUCCCAGGAACCAAGGGUGAGAAGGGGGCUGAAGGCUCCCCUGGGCUUCCUGGCCUCCUGGGGCAGAAGGGAGAGAAAGGUGAUGCUGGCAACUCCAUUGGAGGAGGCAGAGGGGAACCUGGCCCUCCAGGGCUCCCUGGACCCCCAGGGCCAAAGGGAGAAGCGGGUGUCGAUGGCCAGGUCGGCCCCCCAGGGCGGCAAGGAGACAAGGGGGAGCCUGGAGCAGCUGGAGAACAGGGACCAGCUGGCCCCAAGGGCUCCAAGGGAGAACCAGGGAAAGGAGAGAUGGUGGAUUACAAUGGAAACAUCAAUGAGGCUCUCCAGGAGAUCCGAACACUGGCCUUGAUGGGGCCUCCUGGUCUUCCUGGGCAAAUUGGCCCACCUGGAGCUCCAGGGAUUCCAGGCCAGAAGGGGGAGAUUGGACUGCCAGGCCCUCCAGGACACGAUGGGGAGAAGGGACCUCGCGGUAAACCAGGAGACAUGGGCCCUCCUGGUCCCCAAGGCCCCCCAGGAAAGGAUGGACCUCCAGGAAUGAAAGGAGAAAACGGGCACCCAGGGAGCCCAGGAGAAAAGGGAGAGAAAGGAGAGACAGGACAAGCAGGCUCGCCGGGAGAGAAAGGAGAAGCCGGGGAGAAGGGCGAUCCAGGAGCAGAGGGGCUCCAAGGUGUUCCUGGACCAAAGGGGGAAGCAGGACUAGAUGGAGCAAAAGGAGAGAAAGGCGUCCAGGGAGAAAAAGGAGACCGUGGUCCCCUGGGACUACCCGGAGCUUCAGGUUUGGACGGCAGGCCUGGGCCACCGGGUACUCCAGGACCAAUUGGAGUUCCAGGCCCAGCAGGACCAAAGGGCGAGAGGGGCAGCAAAGGAGACCCUGGGAUGACAGGACCAACGGGAGCAGCUGGGCUUCCUGGUUUACAUGGACCACCCGGGGACAAGGGAAACCGGGUUUGCAAGUUGGAAACAAAGAAGGCAAAUAAACUAAGAUGAGAACCAAAUGUCUACACUGAUGCUACCAAAAUCUGUUCAUUUGACCAGUGAAAUUCUGCCCACUGUUGGAGUUGCUUUAUAACCACAGCUGCAAGUAAUUCUGGCUAAAUCCCUUGCCUUUGAAUCCUUUUCCUUUGAAGAUGCAGAGCAAUUGAUGUGUGGAAGUGAAGAAACCACUAGGAAAGGGAUUUUCAGGGAAGGCCUCAGUUCUUAGCUCCAGGAUGGCUUUGGAAGCCAGUGUAGCAUUUGUGAGCCACGGAUUUGCCUUCUUCGUUUCAUGGCCAUCUCUGUGGGCCAGUAGUUCAAGCUGUCUGAAUCCUCACUUGGUCAGGAUGCAGGACACCAGAGUUAGCGUCUCCUCAGGGCCACUGAUGUCAAAACUGGGCAGAACAAAGCCAGAUGAGGGGCUUCUAAUGCACAAGCUACCAACACUCACCAGCCAUCCAGCUAAAACCUUUAAAGCUGCAGACCAGAGUCGGUAGUCAGACACCCCAUGGGAAGCCUUCUCAAAACAGCCAACAAUUAAUGAUGAGGCACAUCUGCUGGGUUUCUCAAGUGCCUUUCAAUCCAUUUGAAGGUUCUAAAAAAUUAUGAUGCACUAAAGUUGAAGUUUGUCUGUGUUUACACUAAGUGAGUCCAUAAAGAGAGUGGGAUCAAUGGAGAGGGGGCAGGUUGUACGUGUGCAAAGCUGAACUCUCCAGAGCACAAAGAGAGCACAAAAGCUGGAUUUGGGAGGUGGGGGAUCUCCUGGGAUUUAGCCGCUGUUUGUAGAUGCCUCAAGGGUCCUGCAUCCUGGCCAGGGUAGGACUGGGCCUCUCCACUCCAUGGUUGGAGCGGACCAGCCUAGACCUGAAUAAUCAUCGUGGUUGGUUUUGUGAACAGGGACACCGAGGUUUUAAAGGAGAGAAAGGGGAGCCGGGGUUACCAGGGCUGGACGGACUGGAUGCCCCAUGCCCGUUGGUAUGGCAUUGCCCUUGCUUGCCUGCAUGGCCGAUUUGGGCUUCCCCACGUGUGUGAUUCAUACUGCGUGCCUCCCCAGCCACCCUCCACACUCCUCCUCCAUCCCCUCCAGUAUCCACUUCUCGCUUCUUCACUCUGUAAAUGCCCAGGGUCACCCCGCCUUGGCUAGUACUCUGGGGUCUCCCAGCCAUGCCACCCUUUUGCAUGCCAAGUUUACCAGGAUGUUUCCUGGCUUCCUGCUGCAGCUACUUCUAAAGCACAUCCACCUGAUGCGAGCCAGACCUCCUACCCUGAAGUUGGCUUUGCUGCCUCUGAUACUCAUCUCCAAGCUGAUUCUAGAAACUGCCACCAGAGACCAGCUAGGAAAGUGGAUUCUCUGGGACUGGUUCUCAGAACCAUGACUUACUUCUUUUCCUUCAGGCAGUGCAGUUAGUUCAGAACGCACGGGCUGAACACGUAGCAAAACAUGUGAAUGAGAUGCCUGAGUCAGCCCUGUGUCCCCUGCCCCCUCCAUCGCAUGAUUUGGGGGACAGAAUGGCAUGAUUACAGCAUAGAUUGAGAAGCGCUAGAAGUGAGGUGGAGGAGGGGCCACCUGCCUGUUCUUCCAGGUUGCGUCGUGUGUCACUGCCCAGGUGACAUCAUCAGAACUAGGGGAUGGUCCAGGAUUAGGUUUUUGGAUCCUAAAGGGUUUGUCCUUUUUGCUUAAAUCUCCAAAGACAUUACCAGACCCUUCCUUGUCCCUUUCUUUCAUGGUCGGAUGGCUUACUGAAGAGUCUGGGAGAGAUGGAAAGGUCGAGAGUGCAGUUAAGGAGGAGGCAGGGAGACAGCUAAGGGCUCGUCUUCCAAGCACGUCCCAGGCGAAGUGGUAACAGUUUAUUCCUGCCUGCCUGGUCCCUCUCUAGGCAUGGACAGUCUAGGCCUCCAUCCUCUCACUGCAAAAGAAGCUGAAGGGAACACUUCACUCCAAGGCUCAAGGGGUUACUGCUCUCCCCAAAUUUCCCCAAUAGGUUUGGAGUUCAAGAGCUAUUCUAUUAUACCAGUAAUAAGAGAAUUUGGGGCCUCACAUCCCUGCCCUGGGGUCACGCAGGAAUUCUCUUUGAACAAAAGAGGAAAAGAUAUAAGAAAUUAUGCUGUGUGACCCUGACAGGGGGCUGUAGAGCCCCUUGAAGGGCAGUAGGGACUUUUUAGGAGGAGCAUAGGCAACAGAAGGAGAGUGCAGAGCAAGCAGGCGGUAGCAUGCUUCCUGUCCCUGCUGGUCCUGCCAAACCCCGCUCUUGCAGCCUGCACAGCCACCUUUCUCAAUCGGGACCUUCCACCAUCCACACAACAAUGGGAAUGCUGCUCUGGCCCACAGAGGCUCCCUUGAGCACCGGCCAGGUCUUCCCUCGGCCACAAUCCCCCCCCCCGCCCCCCGCAAUCUGGGCACCUUUAGUUCUGCCAGCAGCUGCCUUGGCCUCUCUGUUUCUCACCAUACAUUACUUUUCAUUCUCUGCCUGCCCUGCCCUCCAUACCCCGCUGCCACCAUCCACACACCAAUGGGAAUGCCGCUCUGGCCCGCAGAGGCUCCUCUCCCUCCCAGCAUCCACAUGAUGUGUGUCAUAUCGCACUGUGGCAGGCUGGGGAAGGGCACAGGGUCACCCUGAAACUGUGGAAUGCACCACCUCCCCUUGCAAUCCCCUCCCCAACCCAGAGGGGAAAAAUGAAGGUCACCCUGAUUAUACAUCCCAUAUCAAUGUGUCAUUUUUCUAUUAAGUUUACUGGGGAAGUGUCUUCCCCUUGUUGUUUCUCACUCUGCCUCCUCCUCUGUGUUAUGAUGGACUUGGGGGGCAGCGGUAGCUACUACUCAUGACUUUUACUACAAGAUAACCAGACUUCCUAGGCCCUCCAUAUUGGGACCAAUCCCUGCCCAAUGCCAGGUGAUGAGAGGUUUCAGCCCCUGGCGUGGGUGGAUGUCAUUAGACCGGGACAGCAGAGGACUCUCAUUCCACAAGCAGCCUCAGGACUGAGCACUUGCUCUGGUCUCCUGAAGCCCCGUGUCCAUCUCCUUGUCUGCCCUGCCUGUCUAGCAGACUUGGGCUGAAAACUAGAUCUUCGCCCUUGGCCCAGCCUCGCCUUCCCCACCUGGUCUCUAGAUUUCUAGAUUCCCCACAGGGUAUGCCAGCAAGGAGAGGAGAUGAGGGCCCAAGAAAACUCAGGAAGGUUUGUAUCACCAAGGGCAGAACACGAACAUCUUGAGGCUAAAGGGGCUGCAUGGUUGCUACCAACAAAGGAGACUGACAGUGUGCAGUUGAUUCCCAUGUUGCUACUGCACUUCACCCCCAAA
Molecule: messenger RNA, 5859 nt
Organism: Cercocebus atys (sooty mangabey)
Lineage: Eukaryota; Metazoa; Chordata; Mammalia; Primates; Cercopithecidae
Gene: COL13A1
Product: collagen, type XIII, alpha 1
Exons: 37
Coding region: 582-2576 (664 amino acids)
Source: RefSeq, a predicted model, not a curated record